AGUGACGUAAAGGCCCCGCAAGCGACCCAACACACCCGGCUGGAGGACUCGUCAGUUUUCUGGUAGCUCGCUUGAGCUCUUUCUCAUUCUUGUUUUACUCGUCUCCCUGCGGGUGUGCUGACAGGUGCUCAUGUCCUUCAAUUACCAGGGUGCUCCGGUUUACAAUCCAAAUUCGCCGGACGUAGUACUAGGACCAUCUACCUGGUCCUCGUUUGGACAUGCGUUGUUGGCCACGGCGCUCUUCAGAUGCUGGCACAUCUUAAUCUUCUUUGGCGCUUGGUCGACUGCUAUCUGUGUGAUCAGCCAUAACGUCCAUAAUUUGGCGUUGCAGCCAACUCUUAUCACCGUAUUUGGUACUGUCCUUGGUUUCGUCAUUUCCUACAGGACUACUUCCAGUUUCGAACGUUACAACGAGGGACGAAGGCUUUGGUCACAGAUUGUGCUCGGAAGCCGUACCUUCGCUCGCACCGUGUGGCUACAUAUUCCAGAUAACGCGUAUCCGAGUACUCAGGCACUCCCAGACCAGCAGGAGGAAUACAAGGCGAAGACUCUGAUUGAGAAGAAAUCCGCCAUGAACCUGCUCGAAGCAUUCGCCGUCGCCGUUAAGCACUAUUUGCGUGGCGAAGAUGGCAUCUACUACGAGGAUUUGUAUUACUUGGUUAAGUUCCUUCCUACAUAUGCGCUUCCACCGACAAUCCCUUCCGCCGUCGAUCUCAAUGGGACAAGUGGCACCAGUGAUGAUGUUCCUGGAUCACCACGUUCAGGGCACUUCCAUGGAUCAGGGCUCACGAGGCGAGCGCCGGCUCCGGGUCAACUUCCGCUCCCGACUACCACACGUACACCAUCCCUCCGGGUGGCGACUUUUGCGACAGAAAAGACGCUUCACACCGACGAGCGUUCCCAAAAGGGCGUUAAAUUGUCUGCAGGCCCCGAUGACAUCAGGCUAGCCCCUGCUAUGAAUCCUCCAAAGUACUCGCUGUUCGAUCUAUUCCCAUUCUCGCUACUGGUCCGGAUGCUGGCUAAGGACGGGGUGGAUAAGAACGGGGAUGCUGUGAAAGGAAGGAGGGCAGCGAGACGGAGAGCUAUGAUGCGCAAUCACCGAGGUCAACAUUCGUACAACAUUCCCUUGGAAAUCUCAUUGUAUUUGGGCUCUUACGUCUCUGCCCUGCAAUCUCGCAAGGUCGUCGAUGCACCAACUACCACUGUCCUACUGGCAACAAUCACCCAGCUUGUGGAUGCUCUAACUGGUCUAGAAAGGAUCCUCACUACCCCAAUACCAUUUUCAUAUUCCAUUCAUUUGUGGCUGGUAACUGUUGUAUAUUGUUUGGCUUUGCCGUUCCAGGUCUGGUCAACGUUGAAAUGGGUCACGAUCCCUGCCACUGUUGUCGCGAGUUUUAUCUUCUUUGGCUUCCUCGUUGCUGGAGAGGAGAUCGAAAAUCCCUUUGGAUAUGACAAAAAUGAUCUGAACAUGGAUUACUUCGUGCAAAAUAUAAUACGCAAAGAGCUUCGCGCUAUCAUGGCGAUGCCUACGCCUGACCCUAGUGUGUGGGCGUUCUCCUCGGAGAACGACCUCCUUUUCGCGAGCUCGGAUACAGAGGAACGUGUGUCACCCUCAGAGUGGGUCCAACGGGGUAUACCAAAGAUGCGAGAUGCGCUUAGGCUACAGUGAUCCGGGUACCUCGGAGCUUGUGAAAGGGUGUGCAUAUGCGCGCGUCCUAGGCUAUCCUAGGCCCCCACACAUGAGGCUCACGUAUUGCUUGUUUGCUUUCGUACCUUUCCUUUGUGCUUUUCUCUUUGCCAUGUUCAAUGUUGUCGAUUUUUCAUAAAUGUUGAUUGGACAUUUCACUACUAAUAUCAUUUCAGGACUUUUCGCACAUGUUCCUGCUGCUCCAUAUCUGCUAUUGUGCUUGAUGCUAUUCACUCACUUUAAUCCUCCGGUCUAGCGCCACCACCAUCAUGUUGAAUUGAGGGUUUUGUGCUAUGUCGUGCGAACGAGAAGUUUUGCAAAGCUGUGAUAUAGUUCAAACUUCAAGCUGCCCAUACCUCACAAUGACGCUAUCUAGCUGAAUAGAAUGUUCCUUGCGGUGACGAAG
Molecule: messenger RNA, 2093 nt
Organism: Suillus subaureus
Lineage: Eukaryota; Fungi; Basidiomycota; Agaricomycetes; Boletales; Suillaceae
Product: Bestrophin, RFP-TM, chloride channel-domain-containing protein
Exons: 12
Coding region: 131-1669 (512 amino acids)
Molecular function (GO): chloride channel activity
Source: RefSeq, a predicted model, not a curated record